Cuscuta campestris is the source of this 2429-nucleotide messenger RNA. Lineage: Eukaryota; Viridiplantae; Streptophyta; Magnoliopsida; Solanales; Convolvulaceae. The record is from the annotation of a GenBank genome assembly.
CGCUAUUCACCCCCCCUCUAGCGUUGGUCUUUUAUUCUAACAAUUGGUGUCGGAGCCUAACUCGCAUCUAAACUUAACCAUUUGAGAGUAAAGCGAUCAUGGAUUCUUCUUCUAGAAAUCUUUAUGCAGGAAUUGGAGAAGGUCAAUCAACAUCUAGGCCACCGCUUUUUGAUGGCACCAACUACACAUAUUGGAAAGAGCGGAUGAGAAUUUAUAUCCGCUCAACCAACUUCCAGUUGUGGUUGGUCAUCAAAAACGGCGAAGAAACGCCAAUGAAGAAGGUAAAUGAAAAACUUGUCCCAAAGACCGAAGACGAAUUUGAUGCCGAAGACAUCAAGAAGGUGGAGAACUACGCCAAGGCAAUCAACAUGCUGUACUGUGCGGUCAAUCCUGAUGAUUAUCGCAAGAUCUCUUGCUGCACCACUGCAAAAGAAAUGUGGGACAAGCUGGAAGUCACAUAUGAAGGGCUGCCCAUCCGCGGUGACGACAUCGCAACCUAUGGUGGCGACGAUUGGAUCCUCAACAACAAGGCGGUCGUCAUUCGUGAGCUUGGGAUCACCAACUUGAUCCGCCACAGCGGCGCACCAACAAUUCACUCGGCCCCACCGGACAAGCGCCUCCUCCUCUACAUCAUCACUCGGAUUCUCCGCCCCCGGGACAGCAGCCAUACCUCGCUCUUCAACGAGGACUUGAAGGCGAUUCAUGCCAUCAUCCACGGCGCCUCCAUCAAUUGGGUGAAAUUCGUGAUGAUCCACAUGGCGGAUUGCGCCUCCAUCGCCACUGAGCGGAGCUUGCCAUACGCCUUCCUCGUCAUGGACCUCAUCAUCUCUGCCGACAUCUCCAUCGCCAGCCCAGAUACGAAGAUGACAAAGAUUUGGAUAAUUCAAGACAGCACCUUCUGGAAGAACGAUGGGAAGGCUAAACCAUCGAUGGGAAGGCAUGACCGUUGGAAGUCAUUUAAGCCGUCGUCGUCGUCGGUGCCCGGCCAAAAGCUACGCCGGCUAAAAAAGCAAUUUCCCUCCUCGACCCCUGCACUAAAGGGCUCUAGGGUUGAGUUGGGGGAGAAUAUCAUGGCUCUAUUCUAUUGCCAAGUUACCGACCAAGGGUUUGCCGACGCCACUGACAUGGUUGGCCCCUCUAUUGAAGUCCGGCAGCCCAGCAGGACCCAGACCACCUUGGAUGCCCCUCCAGGGUUUUUUACUCUUCACUUGGCUUCUUUGAAGAAGGGUCUACAGUUCCCUCUGCACUCUCUGUUUGUAGAGUUCCUCAACGAAGUGGAUUUCCUCCCUUGUCAACUAGUCCCAAAUUCACACCGGUACAUCGACGGUUACCUAAUUAAGUGUAAAGAAGUCGGGGUGGAACCCACCUUGGACCAUUUCCUUCUCACCUUCAAGCUGGCCCGAGGCCAUGGGGAUUGGGCGUCUUAUGCCAGCCUUUUCCAACGGUCGAGCAAACUUUUGACUAGCGACAAGAAGGGGUCGACCAAGGAUUGGAAACCCUUUUUUGUCUUUGUCUCCACAUGGCCCGAAUCUUCUUUCACAGGUUCUGGGCACCCAUCCUUCCAUCAUGUCCAGCCCCCCAAGUCAAACGCUACCCUCUUGUCCAUCACCAGAAAACUCUGUGGCAAGGGAUCCGUCGAGAUCAUGUCGGCGAGGACCGAGGAGUCCCUCAAAGCUUGGGCCACGUUGGGGAUGAUCGAGCUCGCCGGCCGAGAGCAAGAUCACCAAUUUGCUCUAGAUGAGGUGAGGAAAGCUGCAGAAGCUAAGCAUAUGGAGUUGCAAGGUGAGGUCACUCGCCUCGCAAGGGAACUGAGGGAAGAGAAGAGUCACUAUGCUCAACUAAAGGAAGAGAAGACCUCGUUGUCCUCUGAAGUGGGGUCAGUUUCUGCCCGGGUGGUCGAGCUGGAGGUCGAGCCCUUCAAGACUUCCCCCAAGUUCACUACGGUCGCCAUGGAGCGGAUGAGCAAGCUGGUCGUUGAGUGGCUCAAGACCGAGCCCGAAACCAAGUGGAUGGUUAGGGAAGCAAAAAAGGCAUUCCACUGUGGACUCUUCUGGGCCCAACAGGUCUUCCGUAGCAAGCUAGCUCUACUCCCCAAAGGGACUCCUCUUGCUGAUUUUGGCUUUCCCCCUCUUUGUGACACUUUCGCCGAGUUCGAUCCUUCCUCCUACAUGGAAGAGGAAAAUUCGGAUGCAUCUAAUGGAGAGGAAGAGAUGACUGUGCAGGGCGACCAGAAUGGGAAGGCUGACCAAGAGAUGAGAGCAAGCUCUACGGCAACCAAAGCGGGCAAGGGUACCAGCUCGAGUGUGUGAUCGACCCUACCUUUCUCUUUUCCUUGUAUUUUUCUUUCAAGACUUUUGAAAACUUGUGACUCUUUGAAUGUUUGUCCUUUGAGCGUGAUGCUUGCACAUUAAUAAUUGUUUUUGCCUUUU